AUGGCUCCUCCAAAACCUCCAAACCCCUCUUCUAAAGAGAUUUUAGAAGAAGCUUUACAAAUGUCCUCAUUACACUUAAACAAUGCUAUGGCUGAAACACAAGAGCAAAUGGAUGUAAGAUUUGCUCAAGUUCAUGAAGAUAUUGCCAAACAAGUGGGUCAGCUGCAUACAAGGUUAGAGAAUGACAAAAUUGAAGAAGAAUCAAAAUACCAAGCUCUUAUGGCAGCUCUGCAGAAAAUUUCCAUUCAAAAAGAACCCCAAACUGCUGUCCAUACCCAUUCUGCACAUGCUGGUGGCAGCACAUCAGGUAUACAACCCUCUUCUUUAUCUUUUGGGUCACCUACUUUAACCCAUGUGAGCACACCCACCCAAUCACCCAUUAAUCACACUGCUACACCUAAUCAUUCUGCAGUUCGGCCAACCGCAGCCCACACAUUCGCACCCACUCAGCCAACAAUUUCUAUACACCCCCAUUCACACGUUUUACACCCCCCUUUCGUCCCUUAUCCUCCAUACACCCCCCAAUCUGUUUUUGCCCCUUUUUCCCAACCAGAUCCAUAUCAUAACCUAGCCCACAUACCACCCUUGCCACCUAUUCGCUCACCCAAGCUGGACCUACCCCUUUUCGAUGGAUCUAACCCUUUAGAAUGGUUAUUUCAGGCUGAUCAGUUUUUUAGCUUUUAUAAUCUACCACCCGAAAAUCGUUUGUCUCUAAUUUCUUUUUAUAUGAAGGGAGAUGCAUUAGGCUGGUUUAAGUGGAUGCAUCAUAAUCACUUGUUAACAGAUUGGUUAUCUUUCACAAGAGCUUUAGAAUUACGUUUUGGUCCUUCUACUUUUGAGAACCAUCAAGCUGAAUUAUUUAAAUUAAAGCAAACAGGAUCUGUUAUGGAGUACCAAACGAAAUUUGAACAGCUUGGCAAUCAAGUGGUGGGACUGCCACCUUUGGCAAUUCUAAAUUGUUUUAUCUCAGGUUUAAACAUAGACAUUCAGCAUGAAUUAGCUAUCCUAAAACCCACAUCUAUAUCCCAAGCCAUUGGACUUGCCAAAUUAAUCGAGUCUAAACUCAAAGAAACCAAACAAAAGUUCAUUAAACCCUUCUCUUCAAACUACCAAAAACCAACACCUACCAACCCAAACACCCAGAAUUUUAAACCACAAACACCUUCAACCCAACCCAACCCUAACCUUCAAAAUAACUCCAACUCACAACAGCCCAGAUUUCCUAUACGCAAACUAACCCAAGCCCAACUACAAGAACGACGAGCCCAAGGCCUUUGUUUUAAUUGUGAUGAGAAAUUCAUCACGGGUCAUAAAUGCUCUACAAACAGAUUUUUCAUACUCUUGGCUGAGGAAGAGGGAGUGAUGGUUGAACCAGAAAAUGAAAACAUGGAAGAACAUUCAAUGGAGGCAGAAUUUAAGGAUACUUAUUUUCAGCUAUCCCCCCAAGCUUUAACCGGUCACUAUCACCCACAAACACUAAAAUUCAAAGGCAAAAUCCAAGGGUUAUCGGUGAUGGUUUUGGUUGACACGGGUAGCACUCAUAACAUUAUGCAGCCUAGAAUUGCUCAUCACCUAAAUUUACAUACAACCCCAAUCAACCAAUUUUCUGUUAUGGUGGGAAACGGAUCUCAUCUCCAAUGUGAGGGAAUUUGCAACAAUGUUCAAAUCUUCCUUCAAAACAAACCUUUUACCCUUCCAUUCUAUUUGUUACCUAUUGAGGGUGCGGAUAUCGUUCUAGGUAUGGCUUGGCUUCGAACCCUUGGACCCAUUCAAGCUGAUUUUUCAAUUCCUUCCCUCACCUUUCAACAUCAGAAUACCCCACUAACCCUCACCGGCGACCCCAGCUCAACACCCACAAAUACAACUUUCCACCAACUCCGCCAACUUAUUCACACCGAUGCCAUUGCCUCUUUUCACCUAUUACUCAUGGAACCCAUCCAACAACCCCCCCAAACAAACGAACCCAAUAUUUCAACUCCAUCUAACCAAAACCCUUUACCACUCCCACUCACCACCCUUUUGACAAAAUUUCAAUCUAUUUUCCAACAACCAAAAGGCUUACCACCAUCUAGACCGCAUGACCAUCAUAUAACCCUUCUCCCAAAUACACCACCCAUCAAUGUGAAACCUUACCGUUACCCACACACAAAAAAAGACACCAUGACCAAAAUGAUUCAAGAAAUGCUCCAAGAAGGUACCAUCAGACCUAGCACUAGCCCCUUCUCAUCCCCUGUUUUAUUAGUCAAAAAGAAAGACGGGACUUGGCAAUUUUGUGUUGAUUAUAGAGCAUUGAAUGCUGUGACUGUAAAGGACAGAUUUCCCAUACCCACUAUUGAUGAGCUUUUAGACGAACUUAAUUCAGCCACAAUUUUUUCCAAGAUAGAUUUGUGUUCAGGAUACCAUCAGAUCAGAUUAGCAUCAGAAGACACGUAUAAAACAGCUUUUCGAACUUUUGAUGGGCAUUAUGAAUUUCUUGUAAUGCCCUUUGGCCUAACAAAUGGGCCUUCUACUUUCCAAUCGGCUAUGAAUGACUUACUCCGCCCCUACUUAAGAAAAUUUGUACUUGUUUUCUUUGAUGAUAUUUUAAUUUACAGUCCUAAUUUUGAAGAUCAUCUAACACAUUUGCAGGUUAUUUUUGAGUUAUUGGCUAAGCAAGCUUUUUUUGUGAAGUUAUCUAAGUGUGUUUUUGCCGCAGUUCAAAUUGAGUACCUAGGACACAUCAUUUCAGCCGGCGGUGUUGCACCGGAUUCAAACAAAAUUAAAGCCAUUGUUGAUUGGCCAGCACCACGUUCACUCUCGACACUCCGCGGCUUUUUAGGUCUCACCGGUUUUUAUCGACGAUUUGUCAAAAAUUACGCCACACUCGCCGCUCCCCUCACCGACUUGUUACGUUCCACUAAAUUUACAUGGAGUACAGAGGCUGCUCAUGCCUUUACAGAGCUAAAACAGAAAAUGACAACCAUGCCGGUAUUAACACUGCCGGACUUUACAAAGGAAUUUACAAUAGAGACUGAUGCUUCUGGCGUCGCCAUUGGCGCUGUUCUAUCCCAGGAAGGCCAUCCAAUUGCGUAUUUCAGCAAGAAACUUUGCCCACGCAUGCAAGCUUCAUCGGUCUAUGUAAGGGAAAUGUUCGCCAUCACGGAGUCAGUCAAGAAGUGGCGGCAGUAUCUCUUAGGUCAACGGUUUCACAUCUACACGGAUCAAAAGAGUUUAAGAGAUAUGUUAUUACAACGCAUACAAACUCCAGAACAAGAAAAAUGGACGGCUAAGUUACAAGGAUUUGAUUUUGAGAUUUCAUACAAACCUGGAAGAUCGAAUCUUGUUGCAGAUGCCUUAAGUCGUAAACUGGAACCAGCAACACCAGUCCUACUUGUCCUGUCUUCACCUUUGCCAGAUUUACUCCAGACCUUGAAACAGUUUUAUACACAAGACAGUGUGGGUCAGAAUUUGAUGCAGUUAGCAAUAGCAGAGAAAAAGAACUCAGCAUUCAAGGUGAACCAAGGAUUAUUGUAUUACAAUAACAGAAUUUUCAUACCGGAAAUAGAUGAUUUAAGACUUCAGCUCAUGAAGGAAUACCACCAGACACCAACUGCAGGUCAUUCAGGCGUGAAGGCUACGUUGGCCAGAUUAAGGGCAUCAUUUUGUUGGCCAGGUGUGUACCUCAAUGUGAAAGAAAUGGUUAAAAACUGUUCAACAUGUCAACAUAAUAAAUAUGAUACUCAGAAAAAGAAGGGUUUGCUCCAACCAUUACCAAUUCCGAAACAAGUUUGGGAAGAAAUAACUAUGGACUUUAUAACAAACUUACCUAGUUCAUGUGGCCACACAACGAUCUGGGUAAUUUGUGACCGUUUGACGAAGUACGUUCAUUUUCUCCCACUGCCAACUCACUUCUCCGCAAAAGAUCUGGCAAAUAGAUUCACAGUGGAAGUCUUUCGCCUCCAUGGCAGCCCAAAGACUAUAGUUUCAGAUCGUGAUCCCCUGUUCCUAAGUAAAUUUUGGAAGGAGUUUUUCAGGAACCAUGGAACGACUCUGCAAUACAGUACCUCAUAUCAUCCAGAGACCGACGGACAAACGGAAGUAGUAAAUCGUUCAUUAGAAACGUACCUACGCUGUUUUGUGGGAGAUCACCCUCGCACUUGGCAUAAAUUUCUUCAUUUGGCAGAAUAUUGGUUCAACACUUCAGUUCAUUCAGCUAUCAACAUGACUCCUUUUAAGGCCCUUUACGGUAGAGAUCAUCCGGGCAUCAUGGACUAUGUUCAGAGUUCUGUUUCAGACUCCACACUUGACGAAGCUCUACAUCAACAACAGCAGAUUUUAACGCAGUUAAAAGACCAUUUACGGAAGAGCAGAGCAACGAUGGAGAAACAGGCUAAUAAAAAGAGACAGGAUGUUACCUUUACGGAAGGAGAUUUCGUUUUGAUGAAGCUUCAACCGUAUCGGCAGCAAACAGUCCACCGCCGUCAGUCUCAGAAGUUAUCUCAAAGGUACUUUGGCCCUUUUCGUAUCAUCAAACGCACCGGGAAUGUUACAUAUUUACUCGAUCUACCGUCAUCUUCCCGGAUUCAUCCCAUCGUCCACGUGUCACUACUGAAAGCAUAUCACGGAAAACCACCGUCAAUGGGUUUUCAACCAAGUUCUCCGCCGGAUCUCAUCACUUUCGAAGCAGAAGGUUCACCUGUUUCACGAACCGGAACCACUUCUGGGCUUAGAGAGAAAGAAAAAGGACCUAGUUUGACUGAAGAAAAUAAGAAGAGUUUGUGUGAUGGAACUAGUUUGAACUCGGUGGAAAAAUAUCAAAUGCAGGAGCAAAUGGGUUUAAGUGGUAAACAAAGGGUACUUAUCACUUCAGAUACUUUGGCAAGUACACAUUCCGGUUAUGACAAAUCUACCCCUGGAAGUCCCAACGUCUCUCUCCCUUUGUCCAAUACAGCCAGCUGUUUGGUACCUGCACCCAGCUGUAACGCGCAUGCGCGUGUUCCCCAAGGUUGUCCCACUGCUCGAGAUAGUCCCACUUUUUCCAACAAGCAAUCUCAGCCCUUGCUUCAGAUUCGCCCUUAUCCCUUGGAGAUUUCCCACGCCCCAAUGUUAUCUCCUCAUGUGACCACCGAUUUUCCCUUCAGUAGAUGCCCAAUUCAAAAUUCUGGGCCCACGGUUGUUCGUUCCAGCCCACACACAAAUGUUGUGUAUCCUAACCAAACAUCUUUGAACCUUGAGGACAAGGUUCCUUAUGGGCCCCAGAGUAAUGUUAUGAAGAAAACAAAGCCCAAGAGAAUUAUGAAACAGCCCGUGUGGCUAAAAGACUUUAUUUUAAAACAAUAA
Molecule: messenger RNA, 5319 nt
Organism: Vicia villosa (hairy vetch)
Lineage: Eukaryota; Viridiplantae; Streptophyta; Magnoliopsida; Fabales; Fabaceae
Exons: 1
Coding region: 1-5319 (1772 amino acids)
Biological process (GO): proteolysis; DNA integration
Molecular function (GO): aspartic-type endopeptidase activity; nucleic acid binding
Source: RefSeq, a predicted model, not a curated record